Messenger RNA from Styela clava, 2338 nucleotides. NCBI's taxonomy places the organism in Eukaryota, Metazoa, Chordata, Ascidiacea, Stolidobranchia, Styelidae. The record is from RefSeq and is a predicted model, not a curated record.
AAUAAAAGACUUAUACUUUUUUCCAAUGUUUUUUUUUCUGGAAUUUGAAAAUAACGUAUUGAACUAGAAUAGAAUACAGAAAUCAGCAUAAAUAAUUAGGGCGGUGCGGCGUAGAUUUGUGACUGAUUGUCAGUCGACUUUUAUGGCCCGCACCAACAUCGUGCAUACCGAGGUUCGAGCAAGCUGUGAAGUAAUAUUUUUGAGGCAGGCGUAUUCAUACUAUUGAUCCUCGUAAAAUGUUACGUUCUUCAGUGACACGGUCGGUUAGACACCGUCGUUGUGUAUAAUAUCCACCAGUGACUGCGUCGCGUUAUCAAUAUUAGUCUUCCGGACAUGUUUCUCGGGUACAAUGGAGUUGGGAGUAAUUGAUUUCGCAAAAUGUAAUGUAAACUUCUCUCAGCCUACGUACGAAGAUUUAAAAAAAGUUGGUGAAGAAAUUUAUGAAGCAUUUUCAACGAUUGGUUUUGUGUAUUUAAAAGAUACGGGAAUUUCAGAUGAUGAAGCGACUGAAGUUCACAAAGUAUCGAAGGAAUUCUUUGAUCUUAAUGAUGAUAUUAAGCUCAAAUAUACACUUAACCAAAACUUGUUUGGAUAUGUUGCCCCGGGCGUAGAGAAUAAUGACCCGACAAAGCCUGGAGAAUAUAAGGAAUCUUUUGAUGUUUCGGGACCAGGCCUUGCUUCGCUGGAUUCAAAAUGGCCUGAUGAGGAUCUUCCUGGAUUUUCAGACACUCUGAAGAAAUUUACAAAAAAGCUUGGACAAUUGGCUAUGAGAAUUAUCGAAGCGCUUUCGAUCGGUAUGAAAAUUAAGGAUGUGGCAUAUCUUCAAAAACGCCAUUCCCGAAUCAACAAUGUGAAAAAUAUAACAACUCUGAGAUCUUUAUACUAUCCAGUGAUACCAAAGGACUACGUAAUAAAAGACGGAGAAAUGAGAUUGGGGGAACACACCGAUUUCGGAUCCUUCACGAUUUUAUUUCAAGAUUUCGUAGGCGGUCUUCAGGUUAUGCGUCAAGAUGGAACAUUCAUUGAAGCAACACCUAUCCCAGGCACUGCUCUUGUCAAUAUUGGAGACUGUUUGCAAUUUUGGACAAAAGGGAAAUUGAAAUCCACGAUUCACCGAAUUCCGAUGCCAGAAGUAGACGGACCAAUGAACAAGAAAAGAAGUUCGCUGGUAUAUUUUGUAAUGCCUGAUCAUGAAGCCGAGUUGUCAGAAAUUGAAUGUGAAGGCGUCGUUUUAUCGCCAGAUACAAACGACACACCCACAAUUGCACUGGAACAUUUGCAGAAGAAAUAUGCGGAAGUAAACAUGCCUAUACCAAAUUAGGAGUUUGCACAGAAGAAGAGAAUGCUUUGCAUUAAUUUUUUGUUAUACCUGAUUUAUGGAGACAAUUGUACACACCAGUGUGGCCCAAACCCUGACAUACUGGCCAGAUGCUCACUGCAAGGAAAACAUAUUUUUUAGCGCUUUAGGGUAUUUAUUAGGGCAUUAUUAGACCUCAACUCAGUUUGAAUAGACGAAGAAUAUUUUCGAGAGGGAAAAGUGUUCCGAUCCCUAUCACGACGUUCUAACCAUCAAAUGAUUCGAAUAUUUCACUCGGUCUAAUGUGUAAUUGAAAAGGAACCCGGAAGGUAAUUCAGCAUCGUCUCAAAGCUGCGACGUAACCUGCCAAGAUUAUUGUAACCAGUGCUGGAUUACCCAUCUAAGCAAAAUAAGCAUGUGCUUAGGGCACCAAGGGAUAGAAGACACUGCAGAAAAGGCACCAAAUUCUUCAGUGCUAAAAGCCUCUAAAAUGCAUGAUCUUGCCCGGAAACUAAUAACCCACGAGCCAUGCAUUCUGUCGACACAAAUACGCGUGGUAAAUUAUCCGAUUAGAUCUAGUUUUGAUUAGCAUUUUCCCGACUUCGUUAAAUAUCAAAUUUGUUCCGUUUUUUGCAACACUGAUUCCUCCAUAUUGCAGUCAAUCGGGUAUUUUUAAGAUCGUUGGUAAAAAAUUCCAAUAUCUGAAAUAGAAUCCCAAAAAUGCAUUUAUUUCAGUAGAAUUGGAAACUGAUUGACCAUACUUUGCAUUGAUUAGCUUAAAUUUUAUUAUAAUCCGGGUGAAGAUGGCGUGUAGCCACUUUAUUUCUUGGAACAUCAAAAUAAUUUGAUUCAAUUAGCAUUGAUCAUAUUGUAAAUACUUAUACUUCAACAAUGUUUUUUCAUAUCAAGUUCUUUGACAUGAACUACUUUGUGCAUUUAUAUCAAUAUCCAACAUAAUAACAACCUCAACCUCAAGAUAUCUCAGAAAUAACUAUAUUUACUCUUCAUACAUUAAUAAAUAUUCUUUAUUUGGCAGUCAAA